AUGGAACGUCAAAUCCUCCUGGCCAGAGAAGACUCCGACUACGACAGCCCAGCAGUGACCAACACACCCAAAGAACAACUACAUCACGAGAUUUAUGCGCUGGGCGGCAAGAAGGAGUGGUGUUCCAGCUGUAGCAAGGAGCACUGGCGAGUGAACGGAGAGUGCUGGAUGGAACAGUUUUGCAGCCUGUGCAAAAGAAAUGGCCAUCCCACCGACAAAUGUAUCAAGGCCUGCCAAUUCUGCAAGCCGACCCACAACAAGUACGAACGAUGCGAAACGCGGGAGCAGAUCAUCUCGGUCCGAACAUAUCUCGAAGCACUGGCCAAAUCGGGAAAGCUGGACGAUCUGCCCAACAUGGAUCGUUUAAACUUGUAA
Messenger RNA from Aphanomyces astaci, 375 nucleotides. RefSeq lists its product as hypothetical. Lineage: Eukaryota; Oomycota; Saprolegniomycetes; Saprolegniales; Verrucalvaceae. Bases 1 to 375 code for a protein of 124 amino acids. The record is from RefSeq and is a predicted model, not a curated record. The transcript has a single exon.